Messenger RNA from Penicillium coprophilum, 573 nucleotides. RefSeq lists its product as uncharacterized. Bases 1 to 573 code for a protein of 190 amino acids. Gene Ontology annotation, cellular component: membrane. Gene Ontology annotation, biological process: mitochondrial respiratory chain complex I assembly. The transcript is spliced from 3 exons. The record is from RefSeq and is a predicted model, not a curated record. Lineage: Eukaryota; Fungi; Ascomycota; Eurotiomycetes; Eurotiales; Aspergillaceae.
AUGGUUAACAGCUUAUGGUUUAAAUGGAAAAAGCUUCGCCUGCCCUGGCGGAAGUCCUUUCUGGUCGGUGAGGAUCUGGCCGGGAAUACCUUCUGGGAGUUCAAAGAUGUCAUGAAUGCAGCUCGGUUCCGACGCAUUGUUCGAUUCGAUCCCAAAACUCAUUUCAGUGAUGUUCAAGUGACACCGCAAUGGCACCAAUGGCUGCGACAUGUCCGUCAAGACCCCCCGAGCAUCCAGGAGCAGCAGCAGGAUCUUGUGCGACAGGCCCAAAUCAAACAACUCGCCCGACUCGCCGAUGAACGCUGGGCCAGCAAGGCUUCCUUCCUUGAUAAACCCAAGACUCAACAUCAAGCACCAUCAACUCAAAUCAAUGAGGCGAUCUUGAAUCAGCCCGCCAAGGCUACUCCCGCACAAACACAUACAACCAUCUCCCCUGAACUAGCCCCAAAGGCCAAACCCGCACCUGCAGAAGCGAAGACACAAAAGGAGGAGAACCCAUGGACCAAGGCCAGCAAGGCUAACCCAGGGGAAGAGUGGCAACCCGAAGCCUGGUCUCCUAGUUCCAAGCGGUGA